This is a messenger RNA of Capsella rubella, 906 nucleotides long. RefSeq names its product PRA1 family protein H-like. Gene Ontology annotation, cellular component: endoplasmic reticulum; Golgi apparatus. Gene Ontology annotation, biological process: vesicle-mediated transport. The coding region runs from base 16 to 573 and encodes 185 amino acids. NCBI's taxonomy places the organism in Eukaryota, Viridiplantae, Streptophyta, Magnoliopsida, Brassicales, Brassicaceae. The transcript has 3 exons. The record is from RefSeq and is a predicted model, not a curated record.
UAUUAUAAUUACAUAAUGCAACAAAGCAAGGAGAAUCGACAAGCCUCUUCCAGUGCCACCGUCACCACGUCAGCAUACUCCACCGUGGUUACACGAGCGAGGAUCCUUUUGUCCCUCUUGAGAACCAAUCCUUUUGGCAAGCUAACAACGAACGACCUUAACAAAGACAAAACGCCGCUGCUUAGCGUUUUCUGCGGCAGAACUGAACUCUACUCGUUCCCUGUGUCACAAUCUGAGGCAGCAGCAAGAGUUCAAGAAAACGUUAGCCACUUCAUCGGAAACUACAUCUCUGUCUUUGUCAUCUUCUUCUUACUCUCUUUGUAUAAGCAGACGACACCAUUUUUGGUGCUGUUAGCGAGUUUUCCCGUUACGGAUUAUCUCGACAGCUUGAUUAUUAAAAAAGGACUUGAUCAAGCUUACCCCUUCGCUCGUCGUUUGCUCUUCUUCAUCUCCAAAUUAGGAAUAGCGGCUCUUCUUUUGCGUAAGCAAGUUGUUAUUGCUUUUUUCUUGUCUCUUUCUGCUGCCUACGUAGCAAUGUUGUUGCACGGGGCGUUAAGGAAGUUGCGUGAGUGAGACUUGGAAUUCUCUAAACUACUUUUGGGUUUUCUCGAUUCGGACGAACUUUAGUAAUAUUAACAUUGUAUAGUAUGCUAGCUAAAGAUAUUUAGUAGUUUUUCUAAUAAACUUAUCCAUUUAAGUUUUUUUAAAAGGAUAAGCAAACCACUAAACAAGAAAGGUUUCAAAUAAAAAUAAAUAUUCCAAUACUGUAAAGAGUCUUGGAGAUAAUACAUUUAGUAACAAUACAAACAGAAAAUAUGCCUAACCUUUUGACAGAUAAUACACAACUAUGAAUAAAAUUCCUCUUGAAAACUCGGGAAAAGGAAAAUUACAAAAGAAAAUAUGUAA